AUGGGAAGAAAAAAUUCGAGUGAUAGCUACGAUAACUCAGAUGUAAAUGGUGCUGUUUCUAAAAGGAAAUCCAAAGGAAAGGAUGAUAUAAAUGAUAUUAUGAAUGAAUUGAAUAAGAAGAAAAUGAAUGAGAAUAAGAAUAUGAAAGAUAAGAAGGAUGUGAAUUUUUCUGGUAAAAUGAUGGGUGGAAUGUAUAAGAAUAAAUUAAGAUUUAUAUUAGAUAAUAUAAUAAUAAUAAGUAUUAUAUUAUCAUUUGUUGUAUUAAUAUCUUUUAAAUAUUUAGAAGAGAAAUAUUCUAUAGAAUCAUAUUUUGAAGAAGGUGAUAGUUUUGAUUAUUAUGAAGUAUUAAAAUGUAAAAGAGGUGAUAGUAUUCAAAAGAUAAAAAAGAAUUAUCGUGAUUUAUCUAAACAGUAUCAUCCAGAUAGUAAUAAGAAUUGUAAAGAUUGUGAUAAGAAAUUUCAAGAAAUAACAAAAGCAUAUAAAACAUUAUCAGAUAGUAGAUUAAAAAAAGCAUAUGAUAAUUCAAAAGGAAAGGUUUUAAAAUUAAUUGAAUCAAAUAGUAUUAAUUUAAAUAUGAAAAAUUAUGUAGAUUUAGUAGAAAAUUCAAAUGAUUAUUGGAUAAUUCAAAUAUAUUCUGAUACUGAUAGUUUAUGUUUAAGUUUUUCAAAUAUAUGGGAAGAAAGUUUUGAUAAAUAUCAUGAUUAUAUAUCAUUUGGAAGAAUAAAUAUUUCAACAGAUAAGAAAUUAAUAAAACAAAAAGUACCUUUUAAUGUUAAAAUAUAUCCAACUAUUUUUAUUUUAUCACCUGAUGGUACAUAUCAAUUAUAUUCUAAUAUAUUUAAUGCUACAUCUAAAGAUUUUCAAAAUUUUAUAACUAGUAAUUAUCCUAAUAAUAUAUAUGAUUUAAAAAUGUUAAAUGAUUCUUUAUAUAAAAUGUCUGCAUCCAAUAUUAAAAAAUCAGGUUAUAUUGAUAAGAACCAUCAUGUUAUAUUAUUAACAAAUAAGAAGAAAUUAAGUUUACAAGCUAAACAAAUCACUUAUAAAUUUAAUAAUAUAUAUAAAACAUAUUCUAUUAAAUAUAAUGAAAUUGAUAAUAUAUCAAAUGAGUCUAUCAAAAAAUCUAUAAUUGAUUCAUUAAAAGUAUUAAGUAUUAAAAAAGAUGAAUAUAUAAAAGAAAAUCAAAAUAUUGAUUAUUUUAUUUUAGUAAACAAUAAUCAAGUAAAAACUAUACGAAGAAUAUCUCCAACGAAUAUUAAAAAUGUAUAUAAUGAUGCAUUAAAAAAAAAUAUUGUUGAAAUUAAUUCUGUAAAUGUUGAUUCUGUUUGUUCAUCUAUAGGUUCAAGAAAAACCUAUUGUUAUGUUAUAUUUGUAGAUAAUAUUGAUGAUGAAAAAAAUGUGAAUUAUAUGAGAAAAACAUAUCAAAAUAUUAAUAGUUCAUAUGACAAAUUUGUAUCCAACAAAAAUAGUUCAGAAGAAACAGAAGAACAAUUAUUUAUACAACCAGUAUAUAUAUUAAAAAAAAAUCUAACAAAAAAAUUUAACAAAUUUAUAAAUGAUAAAACAAUUAAUAAAUAUGAUGCAUUCUUACUUGAUUAUUCAUCUAAUACAUUUUCAACAAUAAAUGAAAUUAAAAAUUUAAGUAAUUAUUCACAAAAUAAAGAAGAUUUAUCAUUCUUACAUAAUAUAUACAAAGAUAUUGAAAUCCUAAACUUUCAAAAAAUACCAAAAUAUUGUUUACCUUUUAAUAUCAAUUGUUUAUUUAAUAUUAAAACUACUAUACCAUAUAAAUUUUAUAAUAUUAUUAAUAGAACAUCUAAGUUACAAAUUAUUUUCUCUCUAAUUGUUGCUUUUAUGUUAUUCCCAACAUUUAAGGAAUAUGGAUUUUUUAAAUAUGUUCUCUUUGCUUUAUCCGUCAGCUUUUCAGUAAUUGUCUUAAAUAUAAAGGAUUUCAUACUUCUUUUAGCUAGUUAA
This is a messenger RNA of Plasmodium adleri (nom. inval.), 1971 nucleotides long. RefSeq names its product DnaJ protein, putative. The transcript has a single exon. The record is from RefSeq and is a predicted model, not a curated record. NCBI's taxonomy places the organism in Eukaryota, Apicomplexa, Aconoidasida, Haemosporida, Plasmodiidae. Gene Ontology annotation, cellular component: cytoplasm. Gene Ontology annotation, molecular function: nucleotide binding; nucleic acid binding. Gene Ontology annotation, biological process: protein refolding. The coding region runs from base 1 to 1971 and encodes 656 amino acids.